Messenger RNA from Chaetura pelagica (chimney swift), 717 nucleotides. Its product is annotated as butyrophilin subfamily 3 member A2-like. The coding region runs from base 1 to 717 and encodes 238 amino acids. The record is from RefSeq and is a predicted model, not a curated record. The transcript has 5 exons. Lineage: Eukaryota; Metazoa; Chordata; Aves; Apodiformes; Apodidae.
AUGGUGGGAUCUCCUGUCCUCAUUCACACUCAUUUAUUGCUCCUUCUGCUGCAAAUCCUUUCUCCUCUCUGUGGUCAGCUUCGUAGCUGUCCCCACAACAGCUCCAUUAUUGGGGUCGUUGGAGAAGGGGUUGUCCGGCCCUGCCACGUGGUGGGAGAAGAGAUCCCAGAGACCUUCUCUGUCCAGUGGGUGUUUCAUGAACCACCCCAGAAAAUCACCGUGAGCAGAUACGAUGGGAAGACCAAAAAGGAGGAUCAAGAUGAGAGAUACAACAGCAGGACAGAGUUUUUCCCCAGUGAAUUCCAAGCUGGGAACAUGUCUCUCCACUUGAAGAACCUCAGGAGCUCUGACCAAGGUUCCUACACCUGUGUGGUCUCUUUCAAUGACAGGCACCAUCGGGGGUCGAUUCAGCUGCAGGUGGCAGCUAAAGGUGGUGGCCCUUCCAUCUUCCUGAAGAGCCACAGCAAGGAGGGCAUUGGCCUCACCUGCCAUGCAGCUGGAUGGUUUCCUAAGCCUGAGGUGGUUUGGUUGGAUGGCCAAGGACGGGUCCGGAAGGAACUAUCGACCACCAAGGUGACCAUGAUGCCCACAGGUCUCUACAGUGUUGUCACCCCCAUGAACCUCGAGCGAGGCUCUGACAUGGAAGUUUCCUGCAGGGUGGUCAACAAUCUGCUCAGCACCAUGAGUGAGUCUCGAGUCCUGAUCUCAGGUGGGUGA